AUGGGAAAUAGUCCCUCCAAGAGUCCGCCAGGUAACUCCCACGCUCCGCUAGCCGGGUCUCACAACGUUCCUGGCCAAGAGCGAAGGGUGAACAGGCGGACUUCAAUCAAUGCAUUGUCAGGCACAAAAGCGAGCGCCGCAGAUCCCUCGGCUACCAGAGAGAGCGCCACAGGCCAACCAGCUUCUCAUGGUGUGGCUGCGGGACAGCAGCAACGUCCACAGUCGCGAAAUGUCCCUCCUCAAACGACACAACCGAUUCAUGAAGUGCCGGAUAGGACAGGUGGUAGAAGAUUUGAUGGUCGACACUCGGCAAGAGAGGCUGUAGAGGCCUCUAGUCCAGUUCAAGUCCCCGCAGCGACAAAUCGUCCAGGGCGAGAUGAAGGCUACGUACCGCACGAAUCUUCGGCGAACCCUGCAAAUACAUACUAUUCCGCAUCCCACCUCCAGAGAGGUCCUCCUCGAUUACCGCUGCCCAUCGGAGACGCCAAUGCUACCCCAGGUUCGCCGGUUAUUGCGCCGGUAGAUUCGCAAGUAGACUCGGUUCCGUUCGAAUUGGAAAAUCAAAUACCUCAAGCAACAAUAUCACUUGAUGAUCCGCAUGUCGAUGAAGAUGAGGUCGAGGAUGAAAUGCAGGCCUAUGCGAUGCAUGGCCCGGGUAGCAAGGCUGUGCCAACCGUGAUCGAAUGGAGGGGCACUGGGGAUCGUGUAUUCGUUACGGGUACAUUCGUUAACUGGGAAAAGAAAUUCAGAUUACACAAAAGUGACACGGAGCCUAACGUCAAGUCAACAACUUUACACCUUCGACCUGGAACGCACCACCUCAAGUUCAUUGUCGAUGGAGACAUGCGAGCUUCGGACGACCUCCCAACAGCCGUAGACUUCACAAAUCAUCUUGUCAACUAUAUUGAAGUAGUAGCAGACGACAUAGGAGGUCAGCGGUCCAGGCGAGAAAGUGAACGAGCAAUGAAAGCCAUGGUCCCCGCAGGCGUUCAUCCACCGCAAGUUCUCCCCGAAACCGUAACCGCACAACAGAAUCAAGAAGCCCUCGAAAAGGACGAAGAACCCGAAGAGGAGCCCGAAGAAGAAAUACCCAUGGGAAACUUCCGCGGCACCGUCCCUCAAUUUCUCAUAGACAUUGACCGUGAAGAAGAAGAUGCUGAGUAUCAAAGAGCAGCAAAUGUGAUCGCUGAUGCUCCUACGCCUCCAAUUCUGCCUCUGUUCUUGGGAAGGUCGAUUCUAAACGGAACAACGCCAAUGAAGGAUGAUAACAGUGUACUGAAUUAUCCGAAUCAUACGGUGUUGAAUCAUCUUGCUACGAGUAGUAUCAAGAACGGUGUUUUGGCCACAAGUGUCACGACUCGAUAUAAACGAAAGUAUGUCACAACUAUAUUGUACAAACCAACUGGCGAUGUUAUGUAAUACGUAGUUCUAAAUGGCGACUUCUUCCAAUGUGUUCAUGCAGAAAGAUUCCUUUUUAAUACCUUCUGGCCGCCUUGUUGAUGUAUGUGAUGGGCCGAUGAAUGAUUAUAAUAUGGAAUAUGCCUUUCUAUUCUCUUUUCUAUUCUUCUGGGGGCAAAUAAUCGCGGGGAUGCCCAAAUGACAAUUAUGAAUCAUGAAGCAGGUAGCGACUUUAUGGGAGAUUUGCGUUGAAGACAAGUGCUUUAUUUUC
Talaromyces stipitatus ATCC 10500 is the source of this 1669-nucleotide messenger RNA. Its product is annotated as Snf1 kinase complex beta-subunit Gal83, putative. Bases 1 to 1419 code for a protein of 472 amino acids. The transcript is spliced from 3 exons. Gene Ontology annotation, biological process: signal transduction. The record is from RefSeq and is a predicted model, not a curated record. Gene Ontology annotation, cellular component: nucleus; cytoplasm; nucleotide-activated protein kinase complex. Gene Ontology annotation, molecular function: protein kinase binding. Lineage: Eukaryota; Fungi; Ascomycota; Eurotiomycetes; Eurotiales; Trichocomaceae.